Komagataella phaffii GS115 is the source of this 783-nucleotide messenger RNA. RefSeq lists its product as uncharacterized. The transcript has a single exon. Lineage: Eukaryota; Fungi; Ascomycota; Pichiomycetes; Pichiales; Pichiaceae. The record is from RefSeq and is a predicted model, not a curated record. Gene Ontology annotation, molecular function: RNA binding; metal ion binding. Bases 1 to 783 code for a protein of 260 amino acids.
AUGUUUCAACCCCAACUACCAUUGCUCGGGUUUUCCUUGCCCAAUGCUCCAUUACCUUCCACAGGAAAAGACUCACAUUUUAAAUUUGAGCCGUUUCUGAGAAAGGAAUACGGAUUAGGUUUGAACCCGGACAGACCAGUUUGUAAUUUCUGGAUCACGUCUGGGGAAUGCCCCAAUGGCACCAACUGUGAAAACAAGCAUGUCUCCAAGAUGUUUUCCAACAAAAUCGUUUGUAAGCAUUGGUUACGUGGUCUUUGUAAGAAGGGAGAUGACUGCGAGUUCUUGCAUGAGUAUAACUUUCGUAAACUACCCGAAUGUGUCUUCUUUAGUAAGAAUGGAUUCUGUACGCAAACACCUGAAUGUUUGUACCUCCAUAUUGAUCCCCAGACAAAAGUUUCAAACUGUCCAAACUAUGAACAGGGAUUCUGUCCCGAUGGUCCUAAAUGCUCGAGAAGACACAUCAGAAAAGUAGCCUGUCAAAAUUAUAUGACCGGUUUUUGUCCUUUAGGGAAGAAUUGCGAACUUGCACAUCCAAAAUAUGAUCCAAAUUUGAUCCAGCAUCGUAUGUUGAUUAGAUCAGAUGAACAGAUAAUAAAAGAUAAGGAGGAGGAAGAAGCUAAGCAAAAACUAAGACAGGAACAUCUGGCUCAACAGCAACUGCUCCAACAACAGCAACAAAUACAGCAACAGCAGCAAAUACAACAACAGCAGCAAAUACAACAACAGCAGCAACAGCCAGAACCUGAAGUCCAUAAUGCUCCUCCCACAGAACAAGCGCAGUAA